Molecule: messenger RNA, 309 nt
Organism: Staurois parvus
Lineage: Eukaryota; Metazoa; Chordata; Amphibia; Anura; Ranidae
Source: the annotation of a GenBank genome assembly
UCUGUGUCAAUAGACUCAAUCCUGAAUGUUUACCGUCAUGAUUGGCCCAGACCACCCGUAAGAUGGACUUAUCCAGAUGGCGUGGCCGAGGAUCAAUCCAUGUCCUGGGGCCAAUUUCACAUCCUGGUGACUAUAUCAUGUAAUAUGAGCAGGGGCGGACUGACCAUUUGGAAACUCGGGCACUGCCCGAGGGCCUGGGGUCAGUAGGGGGCCCCAUGAGAUGCCCCUCGUACCUUUUUCAUAGGCUUUUUUGAGUUUGGGCAAGGACACAGGGGCCCCAUGAUCCCCUAUUGCCCGAGGGCCCCAUGA